AUGUUGGCAUAUAUCGUCUGUGCUGUUGUAGCUUCCCUCAUUAUCACACGAUUCGUGCUGCUCGGGGUCAUUCAGUACUUCCAUGAUCCCAAAGGCCUCAGGCGCUUCCCACCCCUGGACACCUUCGCAGGUUUUACGAACCUCUCUUUCAUGCUCGAGGCUCACCGGGGAUUUCGUUCUAAGAGGCUGGAAGAACUGCACAAGAUCCACCCGGUCAUUCGGACUGGCCCUAACUCGCUGUCGUUUGGGAGUACACAGGCCAUAAAGGAUAUCUACGGCCACGGUACACCAUGUCUAAAGGACGGCCAAUACAUCGAGACAGCAGGCACUCAUUACCAUCUUGCGGAUGUAAUUGACCGACAAGAUCAUGCGCGGAAACGCAAAGUCCUCUCAUCCGCCUACGCUCUCAAAAAUCUCGAGGAAUGGGAGUUCAAAGUUGCAGAUAAGACAGCUCGUAUCAUCAAACAAUUCGACCGUGCGGCUGCUACACCUGGCAGUACGGUGGAUUACCGCUUGUGGACGAAUUUCUUCACCAUCGAUGCCAUCGCGGACAUUGGGCUGAGCCAUCAUCUGGGCUUUCUUGACACCGGAAACGAUAUAUGUCUGUCAGAACGAACAGAUGGGACCGUCACCGAGGUCAAUUUCCGCGAAAGUCUCUACGCCGGAGCCCGCGCGCAGUCACGACUAGUCUGGACAUACGACUGGUAUAAAAUCCUCGACAAAGUCGCCCGAAUCGUCUCACCUUACUAUGGCAGAUUGGGGCGCCAGAAUGACGCGUAUAAUGGCAUUGUCUGGCAUCUUGCCCGCGAGCGUUUGAAGCGCUACCAUCGCGGAGAGGAUCUUGAUGACUUCUUCCAGGCACUCAUGGAAGAUAAAGCAGGAAAGCCGCACUCGCUGGAAUGGGGAGAAAUCGUAGCAGAAGUGAGCAUUAUGAUGAAUGCUGGAUCCACAACAACAGCCAUUGCCAUGGCGAAUGUGAUGUUUCAGCUACUGAGGAACCCCCAUUGUCUUGCCACACUGCGGGAAGAGAUCGAUGCAGUCGUUGAUGACGAUGAGGUAGUUGUACCUUAUGAGAAAGUACGACAUCUGCCCUAUCUCCGGGCCUGUCUCGAUGAGAGUUUGAGACUUUUCCCACCAACGUCGCAUGGGUUGCCACGCAUUACGCCGGAUGAGGGUUGCACUAUCAACGGAGACUAUAUCCCAGGGAACACAACGGUAUCCAUCAGCGCAUAUGUGGCCCACCACGACGAGAACGUAUUUCCCGAACCAAACAAGUACCUACCGGAGAGAUGGCUGGGGGAGGCUGGGAAGGCCCUGCAGCCGUAUUUCGUGGCCUUCUCUGCGGGCGCACGAGGAUGCAUCGGGCGGAAUAUCUCAUAUCUGGAGCAGACAGUGCUGCUGGCGAGUAUGGUGAGGCGUUACGAAUUCCAGCUGCCCUAUCCGGACUGGGAGCCUGAGAGGAGUGAAACGAUGAACCUGCACAUGGGCUCGUUGCCGCUCAAAAUACGGAGGAGGAAGAUUGACUUCGCUUCAUGA
Molecule: messenger RNA, 1536 nt
Organism: Monascus purpureus
Lineage: Eukaryota; Fungi; Ascomycota; Eurotiomycetes; Eurotiales; Aspergillaceae
Source: the annotation of a GenBank genome assembly